Messenger RNA from Daphnia pulicaria, 1787 nucleotides. RefSeq lists its product as uncharacterized. Gene Ontology annotation, molecular function: acyltransferase activity, transferring groups other than amino-acyl groups. The record is from RefSeq and is a predicted model, not a curated record. NCBI's taxonomy places the organism in Eukaryota, Metazoa, Arthropoda, Branchiopoda, Diplostraca, Daphniidae. The transcript has 4 exons. Bases 105 to 1031 code for a protein of 308 amino acids.
UAAGAUAAAUGUUAUGAAACAAUUUGAUCUUCAUUCUCCAGUGGUCCCCAAAGCUGUAAACGUUGACUCUCUUGUGGACUUUCGUUUGAGAUUAUCUUGUAGUCAUGGAGAAGCAAUUUGAACAUCCACGCGAUGACAAGAAGGUUCAAUUAGCAUCCAGAAAAUGCUUGUUCCGUUUAUUGUCUUUUCUGGACCGAAAACUUCCGGAGGCUUGUGCUAUUCAUUCGUUCAUAGGUGCAGCUCUAUUAACGGCCAAUCCAUCUUAUCUCGUCUAUUUUAGACGGCAAGAUACGACUAAUACCACGUCCAUUUCUUCGGACGACGAAGAAGACUACUCCGUAAUUGUCGGAGUUGCGAAAGAAAACUAUUUAGGAUCCAAUGAAGAAAUUAAGAAAUGCUGGACUAUGACCGCAUGGACCGAUAGUGAUGAAAAUCUGGCCGGAGCAUACGAAGCCAUUGAUGAGAUCGACUGGAGGGACGAUGUUAUUGUCAUCCACUAUAAGCAUCACACACUUCACCAAGGACUUGAAAAUUUUCUGGAUAGAGAAAGAGUGCAAGGCCAUUGCUAUCCGUGUGAUCAAUAUGUUUUACCAACGAAAGAUGCCUUCAAUCUUCAAAUUGGUGAGAUUGACGGAGUUUACGUUAAAAGCUUGGAACGCUGUCAUGCCCAAUUGGUUUACGAUCAGUGGCCGUACAGAGCGGGCAGCACGGUUGAGAAAGUGGCCAAGGAAAUUGAAGAGCUUCCUUCGGCUGGAGUGUUUUUGAAAGACAACGAUAAACUGGUGUCGUGGAUGAUGUACCAUCUGCCUAAUGGAAUGAGUCGACUUCACACGUUACAAGAAUACCGCCGGCGAGGAUACGCAGCAUUGGUGACGCAAUAUCUUUCGAAACGAGUAGCGCAAUGUGGAUUCGUUCCGUUUGUAAAUGUUCAUCUUGAAAAUAUUGCUUCUUUUACGCUUUUUACUUCGACGAUGGGAUUCCGGAGGCUCUGCUAUGGUCACUGUUAUGUUACAUCUAACUAUCCUUCUUAAUCGCCCAGAUUUCAAUUUAUGUGCAUAGACGACUGAAAUUUUUGAACUUGUGUUCUUCCAAUUAAUAAGCGCCAGCAUAAAAUUAAUGGUAGGCCUUUACAGAAGAGGCGCUGUUUGCUGUAAUUGUACGAGAUGUGAAUUUAAAGGGAAAAAAAACCGGUUCAAUGUUUAUGUAAAUAAUACCUAACUAUAUACGGUAACUUCAGGGUAACUUAGUUUUUUCCUCUCUUAUCAGUCUACCGCUUAUUGAUACACUACCCCCAGUUCCUCACUGAACUGGCAACGGUUCAAGGUUCACUUCUCAACGGCCGACUGCAGAUCGGGCCCGGUUUUGUACCUCACAACCUUAUCUGUGGGCAAACAAUUGAAUUAGAAAAUAUUUUUAACUCUAAACACAAAUUCUUAUGACCAAGAGAGAACUGCCGUCACACCGGCGCCUCCUCGUUUAACCCGUAAUGACCUCCAUUUAAUUUUUCCAAAUACCUAAUGCGAAUUUCGAGUGACACAAUCUUGUCUAACUUGAACGUAUAUACCGUAUUCUGGCAUUCCUUUGUAGGAUUUUUAUUGUUCCAAACAGCCGCUUUUUCGAAAGGGCGGCUACUUUAAAGACGUAAGGACAAAUGACGUCAUCACGUCUCUUUCAUAUUACGAAAGGGUCUUUAAUCUAGUUGAGUCUACUGAGUUAACGUUUUCUUUAUGAUGUUUAUGUGUUCGCCUAAAAGCUAUCUCGCUGUAAUAAAAAAAUCUUUAACGGCA